AUGAGCGAAGAGAAAGAAUCGUCAGAAAAGACGAGAACGCGCCAAGCGAGUUACGAUUCUGAAAAAAACUCUGCUCGAACGCUCUCGUCCGAAUCGGCCCUCGAGCGCCUCCAGAGCGGUCUCGAGAAACUCGACAAAACGACGAUUGAGCUUCGUCGGAGCCCGAGAAAGACGAAUGACUUGCCUGAAGAUCCUACAGCUCCUGUUUCGUUUCCUUGCAAAAAGUGCAGCUUCGUCAUUUUCACAACUUUCGCGGAUUUGAUUGAGCACAUGAUGCUUUCUCAUGAUCCGCCAGCGGAUUUGCCCGGGUUUCGGAAGAUAGAAAGAAAAAGCUACGAUUGCCCAACUUGCAAGUUUCCCUUCCCGAGCGCUUUCAAAAUGAAACAACACGCGGACAAAAAAGAAUGUUUCGAAGUUGCCGACGACGAUCAACUCGCCACUCCGACGCUUUCACGAAAAGAUAAGCGAGGAUUUCACCUCUGCCAAAUGUGCGAUUUCAAGUGCAAGGACGGCAAUCUCAUGCAGCAACAUCUCCGGGAAGGGCACUACCCGAAUCGAGAUUGUUUCGUUUCCGCUGAUCCUCGACUUCGACGGCUUGGAGAAGAGUUUCGAAAGAACGAGAUUGAUUUGUUGAAUCAGACCAACUCAGCCCUUGCCGAGCGAAUCAACAGCUCCCAGCAGCGUCGUCCCGCAAAGCCCCGAGACUCCCCCAAGAAAACUCCGCCCAGCUCGCAAUCUCCGGGCGCCGCAGCGAUUCGAAGGCUUCCACCUUUCGCCCCCUCAUCGCAAAUUGCACAAAACCAUCCCUCUGGCAUCGCGAGAGAAGAAUUUGAAGCAAGAAGGAAUCAAAAUGCCGCGGAAUCAGCGCUAGAAUCGCUCAAUCUUCUGUCUUAUCCUCACUUUUCUUCUUAUCAAAAUCUAGCUUAUCAGAAUCGCGUUCCUUUCAACCCUUUUCCGCAGCUACAGUCGAUUUCACCUCAAAAAUAUCAAAAAAUGGGACUUGCAAAUAACCCAGAAGAAACGAAUAGACGACCACUGACGCCUCCAGACUUGAUUUUUGAGCAAGAAAACGACGAUUUUUCGGACGACGAUUCAGAAGACUCAGAUGACGAGAUUCAAGCGCCAGAUGGUUAUGCGCUUCUGCCAUCAGAUCCAAAUAACGGUGAGAAUUCCUCCGACUCUGAAAACGAAGAAAACAGCGAAAACGAAUCCUCCCUUCGAUCGAAAGAUCCAUCAGAGAAAGUCGACGUCGAUGCAGUGAAAAACGUCAUGUCAAAGAUCAAACUCCCUUCUCUGGCUCUUCCAGACUGGGGAAAUAAGAUGACUGAUGAGGAUUUUGUAGCAGCGGUGAGAGAAACGAUCGCGGCAAAGGACGAAACGAUACGGAAUAACAAACAGAAACAGCAUGGAAGGAACACAAGUUGA
This is a messenger RNA of Oikopleura dioica, 1425 nucleotides long. Lineage: Eukaryota; Metazoa; Chordata; Appendicularia; Copelata; Oikopleuridae. The record is from the annotation of a GenBank genome assembly.